Molecule: messenger RNA, 1514 nt
Organism: Manduca sexta (tobacco hornworm)
Lineage: Eukaryota; Metazoa; Arthropoda; Insecta; Lepidoptera; Sphingidae
Product: phospholipase A1
Exons: 2
Coding region: 224-1315 (363 amino acids)
Biological process (GO): lipid metabolic process
Molecular function (GO): lipase activity
Source: RefSeq, a predicted model, not a curated record
AACAGUGACGUGUAGGAGCAGUAUUUAAUAAUCGCUUGGUGUUUAUUGAUAAAAAGUAGAGUAAAGCGGUCAGUGGCCUUCUGACAAGCAGUGCGGCGUACGUAAGUCAGAGCAAGUAGCCCCCUCCACCGGUUGCCCCUUGUAAGUCGGCUGCUUGAGACGGACCUUUCUCUCUUUGCGGACAGUGACACAGUGACCGUGUUAGCGGUGGAGGGCUCGGGCCAUGCACCACCAUACUGUCGUAGUGCCGAUAGUGGUUGCGGUGUUCCUGCAGGCCUCGGCACUAGCGGCGACGGCGAGAGUGCGCCGCGCCGACGCUGACCUCACCUUCGCCGAGACAGUCUAUGCGCGACUGUCAGGUGCAUGUAGAGCACUCAUAGACUUGAGCUACAAUACUAUGACGGAUCAAAAUUAUUUGAUAAAAACGUUAAAAAUUGUUCAGUUGGACGGCAAUUCGAUGAAAAUGUUUCCUAUCAAUGAAGCAUACGUAAAUUUAACAAAACCCAGAAUGUUUGAUAUUUCAAAACAAACCAAGAUUAUUAUCCACGGAUAUAAAGAUCAUUCACAAUCAGCGGUGCCCAUAGAAUUGGCCAAGGCGUAUAAUGAAAAGAACAUUUUCAAUGUAUUAUUAUUGGAUGCGGAAGAAAUCAUGAAUAAAAGAUAUAUGACAUGCGUGCAUAAUACCCGUCUAAUGGGUAAGAGAUUAGCCAAUUUACUAGCUAACUUAGAAAAUUUUGGAGCUAAUGCUGAAGAUUUUCAUCUAUUGGGUAUUAGCCUAGGUGCACACGUCGCCGGAUGGGCCGGCAAAUAUUUCCGACAGUAUAAAGGCCACAGUUUAGGUCGCAUCACUGGCCUCGAUCCAGCGGGACCGUGCUUUUCUCAUGCAUACAGCGAUCAACGGUUAGACAAAACUGACGCCAAGUAUGUCGAUGUUGUGCAUUCAAAUCGACUCGUUCAAGGAAUAAUCGAGUCGCUCGGCCACGCCGAUUUUUAUAUAAAUGGUGGGGGUCCGAACCAGCCUGGCUGCUUUAUGCCAUCAUGCAGCCAUUUACGGGCUGCUGAAGUUUAUACAGAGAGUGUUAUGACCCCGAAAUCCUUUGUGGGAAUUCGUUGUCAAAGUUGGAAACAUUUCCAAGCAAAUGCGUGUGAAAAAGAUACGUAUGCAGUGAUGGGUUAUGGAUCCUCAACGACCACCAGAGGAGAGUAUUAUUUGCGGACUAUGGGACGGCCUCCUUAUGGCCUCGGUAUGGAUGGUACUAAAAAUUCGGAUUCAAGUGUUGAUGAUUGGUUUACAAGGACUUUAAAUAUACCGUAAUUUUAAUAAUUUUUAUUUUAGUUGCCAUAUUUAUGAUGAAUGUGUAUAAUAAUAAUAUUGCAUUUUAGUGCAAUAAGUACAAUAUUCGAGCGUCGUGUGGUGCAAUGCUGUGUAUGAUACUUAAAUAAAUGGUCUGGGUGUUGUUAUGACCGUUUGGUCGUAGUUGUAAUAUAUGGGGACCGAUUUGCUUGCCCCUCUA